AUAACAGCGAUGAAAACCACCCAGAAAGGGUUAAUGGAUGCUAAAUUGUCGUAACUAUUGAUGUUCAAAACUUUCACUUUGUCGUUCGAUACACUUCCCCGUCCAUCGUAAUGGAUACCGGACGUGAGCCCUGCCCCUGGGUUAUUAUCACGGAUGCUGGGGGUGCAUUCAGCAUGGGCGCAAUUGGCGGCACGGUAUGGCACGGCGUCAAAGGUGCGCGCAACUCGCCGGCCGGUGAACGGCGCAUCGGCGCCGUAACAGCUAUCAAGGCGCGGGUCCCCGUGUUGAGCGGUAAUUUUGCCGCCUUUGGUGGUCUUCUUGGCCUGUAUACUUGUGCUCUCUCUGGGCUCCGUCGAAAGGAGGACCCGUGGAACAGCAUUGCCGCAGGCCUGCUGACGGGAGGGUCGCUGGCCCUGCGCAACGGCUACAAGGCUGCAAGGAACAAUGCUAUUGGUUGUGCCCUGCUUAUGUCUGUUUUUGAGGGCGUUGGUAUUGCGUUGCAGCGCGCUGCAGUAGGUAGCACGCGGCUGCACUGAGAUGCUAAUCCUUCUUUCCAAUAGACAUAAAGCGCGUUUUACUACAAUACAAAGUAUUAGUCAAUAACUAGAGAUUCACAACUUCCCCCUCGCCUAAUUUUCUCUUGGCAUCUACUGUUAGUACAAUAGGUGGGCUGCCACCAAUAUCCUUAACAGCUGAAAACCCUU
Messenger RNA from Colletotrichum phormii, 704 nucleotides. RefSeq names its product mitochondrial import inner membrane translocase subunit TIM17. Gene Ontology annotation, molecular function: transmembrane protein transporter activity. Gene Ontology annotation, biological process: protein import into mitochondrial matrix. The record is from RefSeq and is a predicted model, not a curated record. Gene Ontology annotation, cellular component: mitochondrial inner membrane; TIM23 mitochondrial import inner membrane translocase complex. Lineage: Eukaryota; Fungi; Ascomycota; Sordariomycetes; Glomerellales; Glomerellaceae. Bases 111 to 536 code for a protein of 141 amino acids. The transcript has 3 exons.